Plasmopara halstedii is the source of this 780-nucleotide messenger RNA. Its product is annotated as di--cis-decaprenylcistransferase. Gene Ontology annotation, cellular component: endoplasmic reticulum. The record is from RefSeq and is a predicted model, not a curated record. The coding region runs from base 1 to 780 and encodes 259 amino acids. The transcript has 6 exons. Gene Ontology annotation, biological process: polyprenol biosynthetic process. Lineage: Eukaryota; Oomycota; Peronosporomycetes; Peronosporales; Peronosporaceae.
AUGGGUGCCGAAGCCAUUACCAACACUAGUAGCGCCGCUGUCCUCGUUGUCGAGAACAACCUUAAGAUUCCUCGCCAUAUUGCUGUUAUUAUCGAUGGAAACCGCCGGUAUGGCAAGGAUAAGUACGGCUCAAGCACUCGUGGUCAUGCAGAUGGCACGAAGACUGUCUUGAAGUUUACGGACUGGUGUAUCGACGCCGGCGUUCAGGCUCUUACAGUCUUUGCUUUCUCUACAGAAAAUUGGAAGCGGGAGAAAGCAGAGGUUGAUGCGUUGAUGAAAUUAGUUGAUGGCUUCAUUCAUGAUAUUCUCGGCGAGGCGCUUACACGUAACAUCCGAGUACGUGUGUUGGCUUCGGACAGCCGUCGACUACCAGAUUUCCUCAUGAAGUCAGUUAAAGAGGCUGAGGCGAAGACUCAGCAUUGCAAGGCGUUUUCUCUCAAUCUUUGUGUUAGUUAUGGUGCUCGGGAUGAAAUCGUAGGAGCCUGCAAGAAAAUUGCUGCUGAAGUAGCUCAGGGCAAGACAAGCGUUGUCGACAUAGACGAAGAUCUGCUCAGUCAUUACAUGCUUACUGCUGGUCUGCCGGAUCCAGACAUUUUGAUUCGAACAUCUGGCGAGCUUCGUAUCAGUAAUUUCUUGCUCUUUCAAAUUGCGUACGCUGAGCUUAUUUUUAUGAACAAGUAUUGGCCCGAGGUAACGCAAGACGACCUUCACGAUAUAAUUAUCGAGUUCAAUCGCCGAAAGCGCCGAUUCGUUAAACGCAAGUUCUCAAACGUCUAUUAG